This is a messenger RNA of Chenopodium quinoa (quinoa), 2522 nucleotides long. Its product is annotated as probable leucine-rich repeat receptor-like protein kinase At1g35710. Gene Ontology annotation, molecular function: protein binding. The annotation marks the transcript as partial. NCBI's taxonomy places the organism in Eukaryota, Viridiplantae, Streptophyta, Magnoliopsida, Caryophyllales, Amaranthaceae. The transcript has 2 exons. The record is from RefSeq and is a predicted model, not a curated record.
AUCCCAGAUGAUUUCAUCACCAUUUGUGGCAAACUUCCAAGGCUGAAAUCAGUAGAUUUUAGUGUGAAUUCUAUUUCUGGAAAAUUACCUAGUUUCAAUAAAGGUGGUUUUACCAACUUAGAGUCCCUCCACUUGUCUUAUAAUUUACUGAAUGGAAGCAUUGGAGCGCGGUUUGAUGGCUUGGUGGCUCUCAAGAGCUUGAAACUUGGCUCUAAUCAAUUGACCGGGUCAAUUCCUAGCAAUCUUUUUGGAAAUUUGAAGGGGUUACAACAACUUGAUUUGUCAGACAAUUACUUUCAAGGCAGAAUCCCAGAGCACUUUGUUAAUUGCAACAACCUCACAUAUCUUGAUCUCUCUUACAAUAAGUUGACAGGUACGAUCCCUUCUGAACUUGGUUUAUGUCAGGAGUUGUUGUCUUUAAACUUGGCGGGAAACAGGUUAUCUGGUGAACUGCCAACAGAAUUGGGUAAUCUGAAGCAGCUUCAGGGGUUGAGACUUGAUUACAAUAACUUUGUUGGUAAGAUACGUCAUGAAUUCACACAGCUAUAUAACUUGAAACGCCUAAUUAUCAGCUGGAACUCGCUGAGUGGUUUAACACCUUUUAUCACUAACUUGACUAACCUUCUUUACCUAGAUUUGUCUAACAACAAAUUUAGAGGUUCAAUCUUCCCUUUUAUCUCAAACUUGACUAAUCUUGAAAAUCUGGAUUUGUCAAACAACAAUUUUAGAGGUUCAAUCUUCCCUUUUUUCUCAAACUUGACUAAUCUUGAAAAUCUGGAUUUGUCAAACAACAAUUUUAGAGGUUCAAUCUUCCCUUUUUUCUCAAACUUGACUAAUCUUGAAAAUCUGGAUUUGUCAAACAACAAUUUUAGAGGUUCAAUCUUCCCUUUUUUCUCAAACUUGACUAACCUUGUAAAUCUAUAUUUGUCAAACAACAAAUUUGGAGGUUCAAUCUCCCCUUUUAUCUCAAACUUGACUAAUCUUAACAAUCUAGAUUUAUUAAACAACAAUUUAAGUGGUUCAAUCCCUUCUAUUAUCUUUAACUUGACUAACCUUGUAAACCUGGAUUUGUCAAACAACAAUUUUGGUGGUUCAAUCCCUAUUUCACCUUCUAUCACAAACUUGAAAAACCUUGAACGCUUAGAUUUCUCAAACAAUAAUAUAAGUGGUUUGAUACCCAAAAACAUUGGUGAAAUGUAUUCCCUCAUUGAAAUCCAGUUAGGAGACAACUAUCUUAGCGGAUAUAUUCCUUCCAUGCCCAUAAAUUUAGAUUACGCUCUGUAUCUCAGUAACAAUUGUUUCAAAGGACGAAUCUCAACGUCACUUAAUCAACUGUAUUAUCUGAAGAUAUUGGAUCUCUCCAACAACAGAUUUUCUGGUCUCAUUCCAUCAAUUUUUGAAGACAUGCUACAGCUCACAUAUUUGAACUUAUCAGGCAACAAGCUGUCAGGGAACAUUCCCUCAAGACUCGGGUCAGGGUAUCUGAGCUCUCUUGAUUUAUCAUAUAAUAAUCUGUCUGGUUCGAUUCCACCAAUGCUGCAGAAAUUCACAUACGAAGCUUUUGCCGGCAAUCUUGACCUCUGUGGACAACCAGUUACAGCCAGCUGCGACAUUGUGAAAGGAGGAGAUGAUGAAGAUGAAGGCAAAGGCAACUUUUAUAUAGGGUUGUACGUGAGCAUAGGGCUUGGAUUCUACUUUGGAUUUUGGGGAGUGUGUGGUACUCUUGCACUAAAACAUACUUGGAGAUAUGCCUUCUUCAGCUUCAUUUACAGUGUAUAUAACAGAAUGUAUGUAACUAUAGCUAUUUAUGUUGCCAGAUUUCAGAGGAAGUGUCUGACAUAAACACAGUCUGUAGUUUAUCAUCUCAAUAUCAUUGAUGCAGUUUACGUUGUUGAAUAAGCUAAGCUAUGUUUCAGUGAUUCACAUAGUAUAGCACCACCUACUUCUCCUGAUUGAUAAAAGUUUUCUUGAAUUUCCGGGGCUAGAUGUUCCUUCAAUCGUUUUUGUUGUUAAUCUUGUUAUUGUUGUUGGAUCAUAACAUUAUGUUCAUUGUUUUUUAAGUAAUCUGUUUUUUUUUUUUUUUUCUUCUGGAAAUCCACUGACCACUGUAUGUCUCCAUAAUCAAGACAGCUGUAGCCUUGAGUCAAAGCAAGUGUUUAUCAAAUUUAAACACACACUGUAUUUUCUCAAGUAACAUUGUCAUCAGUUUAUUAGAGAUCAAAGUUUCCUGUAAGCAGUAAGAAUGGACACAUUCAACAGUACAAAUUAUGUUAAAGCAAGUAAUGUACUAUGUACACAAAUGGCAAAAAAAAAAAAAUAAUAAAAAAUAAAAAACUUCCCUUCCUCCAAUAAAAUACAGUGAGGAAAUCAAUAAAAUUCAUCAAUAAAAUUGCUUGCCAAGGGACAUUAGUAGUCGUGUUUGGUUUUCGGAUUUUCCGAGUUGUAUUGUUCCUAUUUUGGAGAAAGAUCUCCCUAUGAAUGAAAGGUAAGUGCCUUUGGGCCUCGAUUCAAAAAAAAAAAAA